UGCGAACCAUAACACUCGCUGCGGGGUGUUUUAUUAUCGUCUCCUCCUCCUCCUUUCGCCGCUCUCACCAAACAUCUCUCUAAAACUAUUUCUCUCUCUCUCUACACUGAGUCAAACGGAGGAGGACGAUGAUGAAGGCUUCCGUCAAAGGCAAGUACGAUGGCGGUAAGAGCACUGGAGUAGGCUCAGUGGCCUUCAACGCCGGCGACAUAAAGCUACGCGCCACCAUGACCGAUGCAACCUUCGUCGCUGGUCCUACCUUGAACGGCCUCUCUCUGGCCGUGGAGAAGCCUGGUUUCUUCAUGGUCGAGUAUAACGUCCCUAAGAAAGAUGUUAGGUUUCAGUUCAUGAACACGGUGAGGGUUGCUGAGAAGCCAUUGAAUCUGACUUACAUUCAUAGCAGAGCUGAUAACAGAACAAUCGUGGACGGGAGCCUUGUGGUUGAUUCUGCGAACAAAGUCUCUGCUAAUUACAUGGUGGGAACAAACAACUGUAAGCUUAAGUACACUUAUGCGCACGGAAGGGUUGCUACAUUCGAGCCUUGCUACGACUUUGCCAAGAAUGCUUGGGAUUUUGCGGUUUCUAGGAGAGUUUAUGGAGAUGAUGUUGUCAAGGCCACUUAUCAAACGUCUACUAAGUUGCUUGGUGUGGAAUGGUCAAGGAACUCCAAAUCCACUGGAUCUUUCAAGGUAUGUGCGUCUGUGAAUUUGGCGGAGGAAGUGAAAACGCCGAAAUUGAUAGCAGAAACAACUUGGAACCUUGAAAUCUAAUGCCCUUUACGAUUAUUCAAGUUUCCACCUGAAUUGUUCGCUUGUUACCAACGAUUUUAAUUGCACCUUUUAGCCAACCUUUUUUGGUCAACAUGACAACGCCCUCAUGUGUCUGGUAAUUUUGUCUCUCUCAUGAAAAAUAAUUUGUUGCAAGGGAAAAAUGUACCCCUAAACCUCUUUUGAAUGCGUAAUAAAAAUCUGCAAAUGGUUCUUAAAAA
Molecule: messenger RNA, 988 nt
Organism: Raphanus sativus (radish)
Lineage: Eukaryota; Viridiplantae; Streptophyta; Magnoliopsida; Brassicales; Brassicaceae
Product: outer envelope pore protein 24B, chloroplastic
Exons: 3
Coding region: 129-770 (213 amino acids)
Biological process (GO): regulation of monoatomic ion transmembrane transport
Molecular function (GO): voltage-gated monoatomic cation channel activity
Source: RefSeq, a predicted model, not a curated record